This is a messenger RNA of Myotis brandtii (Brandt's bat), 1789 nucleotides long. RefSeq names its product cytochrome b5. Gene Ontology annotation, molecular function: heme binding. The coding region runs from base 177 to 581 and encodes 134 amino acids. Gene Ontology annotation, cellular component: intracellular membrane-bounded organelle; mitochondrial outer membrane. Lineage: Eukaryota; Metazoa; Chordata; Mammalia; Chiroptera; Vespertilionidae. The transcript is spliced from 5 exons. The record is from RefSeq and is a predicted model, not a curated record.
UUCUGGCCAAUCAUCGGAGGCCGUCAGCAAGCCGCCCUCUCCGAGGUGCCGCUAGCCCGCCCCAGGCGCCCGCCGGGACCGGGGGGGGAAUGUCCCGGCACCGUCUCGGAGAGACGCGCUUUGCUCCGCCCGGCGUGGCUGCUGUCUGCAGGCCCUGAAGCUCGCGGUGUUCCGAAAUGGCCGAGCCGUCGGACAAGGCCGUCAAGUACUACACCCUGGAGGAGAUCCAGAAGCACAACCACAGCAAGAGCACCUGGCUGAUCCUGCACCACAAGGUGUAUGAUGUGACCAAAUUUUUGGAGGAGCAUCCUGGUGGGGAAGAAGUCUUACGGGAACAAGCCGGAGGGGAUGCUACUGAGAACUUUGAAGAUGUUGGGCACUCGACAGAUGCUAGAGAAUUGUCCAAAACAUAUAUCAUCGGGGAGCUGCAUCCAGAUGACAGACCAAAGAUAACCAAGCCCACGGAAACUCUCAUUACUACGGUUGACUCAAAUUCUAGCUGGUGGACCAACUGGGUGAUCCCAGCCAUCUCCGCACUGGUCGUGGCCCUGAUGUACCACCUCUACAUGGCGGAAGACUAAACACCUCCGCAGAAGCCGAUGGAAGAAAAGGCUGCCUUGGAUCAGGAAGAAAGAAGCCAGUGUUAGCUGCUUCGACGAACAGAAACCUUCACCUGAAAAGUAAUUUUAAUACACCUAUUUCCCUCUCCUACGUUAGAAACAAACCAAGUCAAAAAGAACUGUUCUGUUCUGUCUACCCUUGAACUUUCGCAUUGUGCCUUCUUCCUCAUCAACUCUUUUUCAACGUCCCACGACUACGUGAUUUACUCACUGUAGGCACGAUCUUUCAAAAAUGCACCUGGCUUUUCAAAUAUACCACCCUGUGUGCCUGUCAAUGUGGGAUGUAAUUGUCUUUAAUGUUUGAAAUCUCUGAUUGUCUAGCGGAGUCAUUUAAUGUAUUAAUUAAAUGAAGGUCGUAUGACGUGAAGGUUUGUAUGAUGUGAGGAAGGGAAUAUCUAGUUGAAAACUUGGUAUUGCAUGUUUCCCAUUUAAUUUCUUUCUCAAGGAAAUUAAGAAAGGCCCUGGGUAUGAUAGCCUAAGGAUUUCUAAAAAUUGUUCUACCUGAGAUGAUCAAAAGAGAAAGUGGAGAUUUCUUCUCUUCUUUGUUUAAAAAAUACCAGCAACAAAAAACAAACUUGAAACCCAUGAGAGGACAUUACAGCUGUUCCUUCUCUCAGCUCCAAAAUAUCAGUCCAAAGUUUUCGGUUAUGUAGGUUCUCAAGGUGAAAACUGUGUAUUCUUGCAAGGAAAUGCUGAUUUUCUAAUCCAUAAAAAUACACAUUUGAAAGAGAUUGUGGGACAUUUGGAAUCUGAUGUUUGAAGGCAUUGAGCUAUUGGAGAUGAGCCUUGGGGGAUCUAGCAGGGCUCCGAGGACUGAGUGGCUCAUCUUUGAUUAUUUUCUCUGCCCCAUGCUUUUUGUCUUUCAAAGUGGAAGCUGGGGGAUGAAUCUGUAGACACUCAGUACUCUAGUUAGCUGUGACUGUGCAAGUUUCCAUGGGCAUGCUAGCUGACUACAGAGGUGAGGGUUCUUCAGAAACCACUGACACAUUGAAAGGAAUUUUUUUUUUUUACUACAGAGAAUAAAUUUUUAUAACCACUGACAUGUAUCACCCUUUGCAUCUUCUGUCACUGAAAGUUAAAGUUGGAGCAAAUCUAAGGGGUGGGGAAAGAUGCUGUAUCAUGUGGGAAUCCUUUACUCAGAUUUCAAUAAACGCAUGCCUGGAACAAAA